Molecule: messenger RNA, 1902 nt
Organism: Coccomyxa subellipsoidea C-169
Lineage: Eukaryota; Viridiplantae; Chlorophyta; Trebouxiophyceae; Coccomyxaceae
Exons: 6
Coding region: 1-1557 (518 amino acids)
Molecular function (GO): glycosyltransferase activity
Source: RefSeq, a predicted model, not a curated record
AUGGGGACGCAGUCACAACUGUCCGAGGGGGUGCUGAGCGUGCAAGUUGCGCGCAGCGGCAACCUGUGCACGGUGCCGGAGGGCUACAGGUGGGCGCGGCGGGCAUCCGCGCGCUGCCGGGACUGCCUGUCCGAGGCCAAUCUGUGCGAGCGGCCGCCGCGGCUGCUCAUACACCAGUACCUGAACCACCUGGACCCCGUCGACUGGCGCGGCAACCUCCUCAGCCUCAAAGCCUACCUCCUCACGCAGGACCUCAGCAAGACGGAGCUGAUUCUGUGGGCGGACGACCCGGCCAGCAUCGUGAACAAUGACACACGCCCCUUCUUCGAGGGGUUUGCCUUGAACGUAAGGGUGCGCAAGUUCGACUACGGCGCCGAGGUCAAGGGGACUGUAAUGGAGGGGGACGCCUACUUUGGCUCUGAGGCAGCCAUCAAGGCAUCAGUUCCCGAGGGCAAGCCGGCCUCCUACUCGGACCUCGUGCGCUACAUCCUGCUGCACAACCAUGGCGGCCUCUGGAUUGACGGCGACACGGUACUGAUGCAAGACGUGUACAGCGUGACUGUGGGGGUGGGCUACCAGUUUGCCAUGCGCUGGAUGAACGCGCAUGUGUUCUACAUCAAACAGCGCUCGGCCCUGGCGCAGCGCAUCCUGGCCACCACCAUGACCAUGCCCCUGGACCACCCCAAUCUCAAAGAGGACAUCGUUGACAAGGCACGCCCCAGGACUGGGGGUCCUGUGUGCAGGCCGAACGGCUACUUCACAGUGGUGGACUUUGAGAACCUGAGCGACAUAUGGGCCUUCUGCGUGCUGCGCCUGGUCAUCCGCAAGGACAACAGCGGCGCCCCAGACAACAUCAUGUACGACCAGCCGCUCGGGUGGUGGGACGCGCACUGGCCGGGCUCGCACAACGCCCCUGGCUGCUUCACCAACGAUGCCCCCGUCAAUGACACCUACUUUGAGGAGUACGUUGGCAAGUCGAUGUCGCUGCACACGCGCUACCCGGGCCAUAACGGCCACCAGCCGGUGCCGGGCUCGCCGCUCGGCCGGGUCAUCGACAUCAUUGAUGCAGUGUUCAACACCUGCAGCAGCACCGCCUGCCUGCCUGCUCAUGCGCUCCCUCUGCUGUCCUACUGGCACGCUGACAGUGACCCCAAGGCCUUCCCGCCCGCCAGUGCCUCUGCAGCAAUACAUGAUUCUGUGGGCGUCGGCCGCAGCUCCUCGCCGGCAGGGGCCGGGGGUGUAAAACCGCGCGCUGAGGUGUCCAGCAGGGGGGGUGACGCGAAGGGUGACGGAGGUGUCAGCGCAGACUUAGUGGAUCUACUAGGGUUGAAGGAGAGGGGUAGCGAGAAGAAGGGUGUGGAUGACGUGGAGGAUCCUUCUCUCAGGGAGGAUGAUGUACCUUCUAAAAGGACAGGAACAGGGGCUGCUGCAUUACUGGAUGAGCCAGCAACAGCAGGAAACAGGUCCAAACGUGCUGACCUGUAUGAGCCGGCGCAACAGCGGCACAGGGUGCAGCACCAUAAGAACAAGUGGACUGGGGGCCACAGAAACAAGUGAUGUUUUUGCUGACAGCCCCUUACAGGGCCCCAGCUUGUUGCCGACAAUUCUAUACAGGACCUCAGCUUCGUUUAUUCAUUGUGGCGUUGUUCAGAUCGUGUGCUUUUGAUAUGGCGAUUCUUUUCAUAAAUUUGGACCCUCUUUGUUGACUAUAGUGUGUUGCUGAAUGACACCGGCUGUCGCAUCACAAUUUUGCUUUGAAUCUUAGAUUUGCCUGUACAGCAUGUCGCCGCCACCUGGCAUAUUUGUUUGAUCUGUGUAUGAGCCUAUAUCAUUGAUUAUUUUCUCGCUGCCCGCAAAACAUUACAUAUACUAUACAAUGUGUUUAAUGAAGUAGUACUUUGU